Striga asiatica is the source of this 759-nucleotide messenger RNA. The record is from the annotation of a GenBank genome assembly. Lineage: Eukaryota; Viridiplantae; Streptophyta; Magnoliopsida; Lamiales; Orobanchaceae.
AUGGGAGGAGGGCUAGAAGCCGAAACUCCUCGUGAUGAAAGAGAAAGCAGCAUAUUACGCCCUGUUCCCUGUGCUCGGGCAUUUGCCAUCGUGAAUAUGGGCUGCCGGCCCAUGACAAAGCUGAUUGCAAUGGUGAGGCCCGCCCAGCAUCCGUUUUCUCUGUCGAAGACCAAGCCGAAUAGAAGGGCCAGGCCUAGAGAGAGGGAACACUUGAGGGCGGACUCAAGCCGCCCUUUGUUGGAGAGAUUUAGGAUCCAAGUUUUGCGUGUCAGCGGGGCCCACCGAAUUGGGGUUCAGAGCAGUGCAAACUUAGGUGACUAUGUGUGUCCAACGCUCGGGUACGGCACCAACAUCGCCACAACCGAAGCCACGGCCCCAAGCCCCGUGCUGGCGGCAACGUACGCCGGCCGCCACUCAACUCCUCCUCCUUCUCCUCCACCCACCAAAACCGCAUCUGUGCAUACAAGCACAACUUGCCCGAGCGCAAUCCUCUUGGCCGUCACGUGCGUGCACUCCGGCAGCGCCACCGCAAACGAGGCGGCCGCUGCCGCUAGCGCCGCCACCCCCACCGGCACUCCGGCGCCGGCGGCCGCCCACCGGAGGAGCACGGCAGCCGGGACCACUUGCGCGGUGGCGCAUACGGCGUGCCAACACCCGCGCAACGCGUCUCCUAAAGUGGCAUCGUACACGAUGAGCACGGCCGUUAGGUACGAAAAGGCGGCGAAUUUUAUUUCCUUGGCGACGAGCUUCGGGCCGUAG